Cuscuta epithymum is the source of this 2551-nucleotide messenger RNA. The record is from the annotation of a GenBank genome assembly. NCBI's taxonomy places the organism in Eukaryota, Viridiplantae, Streptophyta, Magnoliopsida, Solanales, Convolvulaceae.
AAAGUAUUUUUUUAGUCAGACCCGAAGGAGUGAGCAUAAUAAACAUCUUUAUAGAAAGCAGAACCUUCAUCAAUCUCUGAGUUUUGGGAUCCUUUUCGGAUUCAAAAGAGAAGAUAAACAUGGCGGUGGCCAACGCAUGGCCCGCACUUCACUGUCCACCGAGGCCUUAUUUCUCCUGCUCCUCUUCUUCUUCCCCAAAAAAUCAUUUCAUAUUUGCCAGACAAUAUCCGAUUCUUAUUUUCCCCCACAGCAACAACUCGUGCAUCAGCAGCUACCGCAAGUUCUCGAAAUCCAGCUUUAGUGGCAGCAAAGAUGGUCUAAGCUCUACUUCCCCUAUUGGAAACCGUAGCUGCUCUUCCUCUUCUGAUCAUACUGCUAUUUCGGAUUUGCCUGGUUGGGACUGGACGCAAUGGACUCGGCAUUUCACUGAAAUGGAGCAAGCUGAGAGCUAUGCUUCUAUUCUCAAGUUUGAACUAGAAGAUGCAGUAGAGAAUGAAGAUUUCCAAGAAGCUGCAAAGUUGAAAAAAGCCAUUGCUGAAGCAACUUCAAAGGACACUAUCACAGAAAUUAUGUCAGGACUGAAGGAUGCAAUAGCUGAAGAGCGUUACCAUGAUGCUUCAAGAUUGUGUCAAAGCACAGGAAGUGGUCUGGUUGGUUGGUGGGUUGGCUACUCAAAGGGCUCUGACAAUCCAUUCGGUAGAUUAAUACGUAUAUCUCCUGCUAUGGGCAGAUUUAUUGCCAGGAGUUAUACCCCAAGGCAGUUGAUCAAUGCUUCUCCCGGAACACCGCUAUUUGAGUUCUAUGUCAUAAAAAAAGCUAACAGUUCUUACAACAUGCAGGCGGUAUUCUUGAAACGAACCAAAUCAAUCAAACCAAAUCCAUUUUCAUUGAACUCAAAACCAGUGGGAUCUUCCACUGCUGAUAUCGAGGAUGUAUCAGUUAUUGAUGCUAAGGUCAAUGAUAAUGAAAUUGAAAAAAGAAAUGGAAAAGGCAUGGAUUCUGAGGAAGCUGCUGAGGAAGGGGUAAAAAGCGUGAUAAAUUUUCUCAAAGAUAGAAUUCCUGAUUUGAAACUGAAAGUUAUUAAACUAAACGUCACUGAAGAGAGUGAUUCUGCGAGGCAAGCAAUAGAAGAAGUCAGUGAAAACAGUAGUGAUGAGAAUAAUGGUAAUAUAUCCAGUGAAUUUAGUGAGAAAGAAGUUGCUGAAAGUCUUGAAACCAGUAACCUUGAUGACAACAAUCAUAUUCAAAUUCCUGAGGGAGGUGAGAGCACCACAUCUGAAGAUGAUCAGAGUCCAGAAAUAAAACUUUUUGUAGGUGGAAUUUUUCACGAUAAAGAAGAUAAUCCAACCAAAGAUGAGUUUAUUCGUGUACCGGCAGAAAUUAAAGAUCUAGAGAGAGAUUCUUUUGUGUUCCACAUUCCAAGGACAUAUCAAGAUCUUGAUGGUGUAGAAAAUUCUCAAUCUGCAGUUAGUGUGGCAACUAUAGCUGCCCAAAGUGUUUCCGAACUCAUGCCUCCUGAUGUGGCGAAGGCUUUUUUAUUUUCUGACAAAGUUUCUCCAAAGAUUUCAAAAAAAGUGAGAGAAAUACUGAAGCUUGGGAUUGGUCAGGCACAGAAUUGGAAUAGAUUGUCUGAAUAUACAAGUUUUACUAGGGUCACAACAUCUGGCAGCAAUUUAGACCCUUUUGAUGGUCUCUAUGUAGGGGCGUUUGGACCUUAUGGUACUGAGAUAGUGCACAUAAAGCGUAAAUAUGGCAACUGGAAUUCACACGAUGAAGAGAAAUCAUCUGAUAUUGAGUUCUUUGAGUAUGUUGAGGCCAUAACAUUAACAGGCGAUCUAAAUGUUCGCGCUGGCGAGGUAAUAUUUCGUUGUAGAAUUGGAAAAGGAAUCCGAUCUACUAACAAAGGGAUGUACCCAGUUGAGCUAGGAGUGGCUGCGAGCUACAAAGGCCAAGGUAGAAUAGCAGAACCCGGUUUCAAAAAUCCCAAGUGGGUUGAGGGGGAGUUGCUUCAACUCAAUGGCAAGGGUUUUGGGCCACACAUUAAAGGUGCAGAUCUUGGUUUUAUGUACACCGAUCUAGAGCAGAGCUUUCUUCUGCUUUUCAGUCGUUUGAAGCUACCAGACUAGGCUCCUCACCCUAAUGCGUGUGAAUAUCAACCUUAAUGGAGGUAGUGGGGUGCAGUUUUGAGCCCUCAGUUUCGCGGCUAGAUUCGGAAAAAGAGAGUUUUACACCAUAUGUUUGUGUUGAGUUGAAUAUUGAAAAUGUGUAGCUUAUCAAACGGAUAGAGAUCUUCAACCUGACCAUGUGAUGUUGUAACUUAAAUAGUAUUUGCUAACACAUGGCUAAAUGUAUCAUAUAUGCCUAUGCUUAACAGCUCAAGGGACAUAUAUUACCUGUAUAUGCUAUGCUAAAAGUGACAUUGAGGUAGGGUGGAUGGAAUACUUGGGUUGACUUUUUUCGAACAAUUUACAUGUGUGACGGGAACUAGUGCAUUUGAUUUUAUUUAUUAGCAUGAGGAAGUAGUGAUCCUACAGGGGAGCUUCUACAAGGG